Musa acuminata AAA Group (dessert banana) is the source of this 1824-nucleotide messenger RNA. Its product is annotated as protein CANDIDATE G-PROTEIN COUPLED RECEPTOR 7. Gene Ontology annotation, cellular component: Golgi apparatus; membrane. The transcript has a single exon. The coding region runs from base 197 to 1567 and encodes 456 amino acids. NCBI's taxonomy places the organism in Eukaryota, Viridiplantae, Streptophyta, Magnoliopsida, Zingiberales, Musaceae. The record is from RefSeq and is a predicted model, not a curated record. Gene Ontology annotation, biological process: transport.
CACAUCUGCCUACUGCUCCAUGUCGCAAGCAAAGAAGAGGAAACUUCCUCUCUCUCUCUCUCUCUGCCCCCUUUCCAUUGACCCAAACCAAACCCAUUGAUCGAAGAAGAAAUCGAGACCUAAGGAGAGUCGGCGGGAGAGGGAGAGAGAGAGAGAGAGAGAGAGAGAGAGAGAGAGAGGGGGAAAAGUGGUAGUCAUGGCGGCGAAGGGGUUGGCGAGAUCUCUUCUUGUUCGGGGAUUUGGAUUGGCGUUGAUCAUCGUGUCGGCGUGGAUUGGGGCGGCGAGGGCGGAGAUCCGGGAAAUGGAGGUGCGAUCGGACGCGCGGUCCAUCAUCCCCUUCGACGAGUUUGGGUUCACCCGGGCCGGCGGCCUGGAGCUCAACGUCACCGGCAUCGCCUUCUUCCCGGAGGCGGAGUCGCCGGACCUGUCGCAGCUGGGCUUCUUUCUAUCUACCCGGGACGCAUGGCUGCACGUCCUCCGCCAGCUGCAGGACCAUGACAUCACCUGCGCCCUCCAGUCCGACCUCGUCCGCCUCGUCUACUCCUUCGACGGGCUCGUCCCCCCGCCCAACCCCUCCGGCGUCGGCGUCGCCCGCUCCUCCACCUUCCGCUUUCGCUUAAACCUCACCGAUCAGCCCGGACAGUUCAUCCUCGUCUUCGCCAACUGCCUCCCCCCGCUCCGCGUCUCCAUGUCCGUCCGCUCCGCCAUGUUCAACCUUCCCGACCCCUCCCAUCGCGCCUACCUCUCCGUCGGCGCGGCCGUCCUGCCUCUUGUCUACUUCAUCCUCUUCCUCACCUACUCCGCCCUCGCCGCCGCCUGGGCCGCCGUCCUUCUCCGCAGGCGCCGCGCCGCCUUCCGCAUCCACUACUUCAUGCUCGCCGUCGUCGUCCUCAAGGCGUUCAACCUCCUCUGCGAGGCCGAGGACAAGUCCUACAUCGAACGCACCGGAUCCGCCCACGGCUGGGACGUCCUCUUCUACAUCUUCAGCUUCCUGAAGGGCAUCUCCCUCUUCACCCUCAUCGUCCUCAUCGGCACCGGCUGGUCCUUCCUCAAGCCCUACCUCCAGGACCGCGAGAAGAAGGUGCUCAUGGUCGUCAUACCCCUCCAGGUCGUCUCCAACGUUGCUCAGGUCGCCAUCGACGAGUCCGGACCCUACGCCCGCGACUGGGUCACAUGGAAGCAGGUCUUUCUCCUCGUCGAUGUCAUCUGCUGCUGCGCCGUCCUCUUUCCCAUCGUCUGGUCCAUCAAGAACCUCCGGGAGGCCGCCAGGACCGACGGCAAGGCCGCCGUCAACCUCAUGAAGCUCACUCUUUUCCGCCAGUACUACAUCGUGGUCAUCUGCUACAUCUACUUCACCAGGGUGGUAGUCUACGCCCUCACCACCAUCACCUCCUACCGCUACUUGUGGACCAGCGUGGUCGCCGGGGAGCUUGCCACCCUGGCGUUUUAUGUCUUCACUGGGUACAGGUUCAGGCCUGAGGCGCGCAACCCCUACUUUGCCAUCGAUGAUGAUGAGGAGGAGGCAGCCGUGGAGGCUCUCAAGCUCGAUGAUGAGUUUGAAUUGUGAAACAGUACUUGGAUCUUCAAGGAGGAAUCAGGAAAUUUACUUGCCUUCUACUCGAUACAGUGUCAAGGGAAGCUCAAAAAACAGAGGUCGGAUCUUUUAUCCUUGUUUUACUUUUCUUUUGCUAUGUUACAGUAAAAUAAGCAUUGCUGAUCCGUUGCCGUUGGAGAUAUGGUCAUCUUGUUUAGUGUCAGUACAAUAGCAUGUAAGUUUGUCUGUCUACUUCUCAUUUAUUGGUGCUAUUUGAUGUUUUUCAGUAA